Molecule: messenger RNA, 987 nt
Organism: Entelurus aequoreus (snake pipefish)
Lineage: Eukaryota; Metazoa; Chordata; Actinopteri; Syngnathiformes; Syngnathidae
Gene: tmem203
Product: transmembrane protein 203
Exons: 2
Coding region: 351-767 (138 amino acids)
Biological process (GO): intracellular calcium ion homeostasis
Cellular component (GO): endoplasmic reticulum
Source: RefSeq, a predicted model, not a curated record
CAUACUAUCACCGACAAUCUCGCGAGACUUAAAGAGCAACGAGAACAAGACGACGACGCUAAUGGCUUGUUAGCAUUGAGUAUUUUUUUGCCGCUUUCGUAUAUCGCCAAAUGGAGGGAAGGACACUCGAAUCCCAUUGCGGAGUCAGCCCAGUCUGAGACUGUGCACUUCCAGCAUCAGCCUGUGCAUUCAUCCUCCUGAGAAGAUGUAGCCAGGAAAGGAUGAAGCGGCUCAUUCCUGUGAUUCUGCAUCAUUCCUGACCUGUCACGCCCAACUGGCGUGUGGUGUGGUGUGGCAUCCCCCAACUCGGUAGUCCACCCGUUGAUUGAGCAUCCACCCCUGCCUCCGCCAUGCUGUUCUCCCUGCGGGAACUCGUCCAGUGGCUGGGCUUCGCCACCUUCGAACUCUUCCUGCACCUCCUGGCGCUGCUGGUCUUCAGCAUGCUGGUCGCCCUGCGAGCCGACAUGUUCACGCCCACCUUGAGCUGGUGGCUGGUGUUCGUGCCCCUCUUUGCCGCCGACGGGCUCAGCACCUACUUCACCGCCAUCGUGUCCACCCGGCUCUACCAGGAGAACGAGAAGCGUCUGGCCGUCCUGCGGCUCCUCUGGGUGUUGACGGUGCUCAGCCUGAAGCUGGUGUGUGAAGUUCUGCUCUGCCAGAAGUUGGCGGAACAAGAGCAAGCCAGGGACCUGUGGUUCGGCCUCAUUGUCUCGCCGCUCUUCAUCCUUCUGCAGCUGCUGAUGAUACGAGCGUGCCGGGUCAACUGAGGAGGUGAUGGUAUGUCCCCCCCUACACCCCGCCAGCCGUUCGAGAUUUAGAGUUUAAUUGGUUUCAUUCUGCUUGUCUAAUGUGCACGUGCUCACAUUAUACCCUUCCAUGGAUUUCCACAUCAUUUUAACAUUAGCCCCCAUGUUUUGGAAUCGCACCUAUUGAACGCAUUCAGUCUGUAAGAACGAUAUUAAAUAUGUAUUUUACUGGUUUAAUACA